CAACCUUCAUUGCUUCAGCUUGAAGCCUCUUAUCCAUUAGCCACUUAUGACCAAUUUGGCAGGUGUAGAGAGAGAAAAAGAAAACAAGAUAAAUUGGUGAUGGAAGUGAAUAAAAUAAGAGAAGGGGUUAAACUUAAAGGGAGUGUGGUUGCAGGGUCAGUGUGGGAGAGUAGGAUGAAGAGUGAUGAAGUAAAAGGUGGAAUCAAGGUGUUUAAAGCUGAAGAAAAACCUGAACAAGAAGAAGAAAGUGGAAAUGUUGGUUCUAGAUUGAGAAGAAGCUCAAUUGGGUCUUCAAAGAGAAAAACUUGGAGCCCAAUUCAGAUUUCCAGAGGUAAAAAGGAACUGAGCAUUUCUUCUUCUGAUGCAAUCAAGAAGAGUCCAAUUCAAUCAAGAAAGAUAAGAUCUGAUACAAACAAGGGUGGUGAAACAGGGCAAUUGAGGAAGAGUAAAUCAGAUCCAAUCAGAAAGAACGCUUCUCAGUCUUCUACUGAUUCAAUCCAAUUGAGGAAGACCAAAUCCGAGUUGGAUCGUGUUCCAGAAAAUGAACCAAGGAAUGAGGUUGAUGAAUUGGAUGAUGGGUGUGAGAAAAUUGAAGCUGAGAAUGUUGAUAAUUGCAAGGAUUUUGAAGUGUGCCAAGAGAAAGAGAUAUCAAGCAAUGUCGGUGUGGUUCAAAACAUACCUGAAUUGUUGAUUCAGGUUGAUGAUGAUUCAGAUGAUGUUGUUGAUCAAGUCCAAGAGAUUGAGAGCUUUGAUGUGAAGGAAAUUAGUAUUCAUGAAUCUAAGGUUGUGAAGGAACAAGAAAAUGAUAAAGUUGUUGUGAAUCAACAAGAUAAGAAUGUUAUUGUGAAUGAACCAAAAAAGUUUGUGAAUGCUCACAUGCGAUUUCAUCACAAAAAUGAAGGAAGACCAGUUUCUAUCCCUUUUGCAGUGAAGCAAUCCCCUACAAUCAAAAGGAAUUCCACAAUUUACCAAAAUUUCUCCCGGCCCAAUUCUAGUUCGGUUCCAAAGGAAGAAGAACACAGUAGUUUUCCACAAACCCAAAGCAAGUUGCAGAGUCUAGUGGAUUUAAUAAUGUGGAGAGAUGUUUCGAGAUCAGCAUUUGUGUUUGGGAUGGGAACAUUCAUUAUAGUCUCAUCUUCUUAUGCAACGGAUAUCAAUUUGAGUGUUAUUUCAGCAAUCUCCUAUGUAGGCCUUGUCUAUCUUGCAGUUAUCUUCCUCUAUAGAUCCCUAAUUUGCAGGGGAGUCAUAGAUGUUGAAGAUUCAAAUUAUGUACUAGGGGAAGCAGAUGCAAUUUGGAUGUUGAAAUUGAUCCUACCUUAUUUGAAUGAAUUAUUGUCAAAACUUAAAGCUCUAUUCUCUGGAGAUCCGGGUACCACAAUGAAGUUGGCAGUUUUGCUUUUUGUUUUGGCUAGAUGUGGCAGUUUCAUAACUAGUUGGAAGAUGGCCAAAUUCGGCUUCUUUGGAGUUUUCAUCGUACCAAAGAUUUGCUCUUCUUAUUCAGCACAAUUAACUGCAUAUGCAAAAUUUUGGAUUCGACGAUUCCGGGAUGCAUGGGAUUCAUGCACUCACAAAAAAGCCGUGGCUCUUGGCAUCUUCGGUCUUGUAUGGAAUUUGUCAUCAGUUGUGGCUCGAAUUUGGGCAGUGUUCGUGCUGUUUGUGGCAUUCAGAUACUAUCAACAACACUAUAUGGUGAGAGAAGAAUGGGUGGAAGAUGAAACAGGAUAUGAUGAAACAUGGGAAGAACCAGUUAGACAGAAACAACCCAACUUCGUUGCUACCAGUAAAGUAAAGAAAGGAUUCUAAAACAAUGAUGGUAACACAUUUGCCAGGAUUCCCACUGUCACAUUUCCUUUUCAAGUACUCUUUUCUUUUCUGUCAAAUUUUCAUAUCAAAGUGUUCUUCUUUUCUAUAAAUAAAUAUGCAUAGCUAUAGAUCUUAGACUCUUAGUUGUAAAUUUUUAUUAGUAACUGAUUCGUCAGUGUUUAAUAGCAAAAGGGAAUAAUAGCUUCGACGCUUAUGUUCUGUAAUUAGCAUUCAAUUGUAGCAAUUUAUGUUUACUAUGGUUGUGACAAUGCUCAAAUUUAGUUGUCUUAUGUCAUGAGGAGAAAAAAUUUAAACCCACUUGUAUAAGGUGAAGGCAGCGUUUGUAUUUUCAUUUAA
Molecule: messenger RNA, 2160 nt
Organism: Cicer arietinum (chickpea)
Lineage: Eukaryota; Viridiplantae; Streptophyta; Magnoliopsida; Fabales; Fabaceae
Source: RefSeq, a predicted model, not a curated record